AUGAUAAGACCAGUGUUAAUAUAUGGAGCAGAAACAUGGGCUUUAAGAGGAAAAGAGGAAAUAAAACUUAAGAGAACAGAGAGGAGAAUGCUGAGGUGGAUUAUGGGUAUAUUGCUGCUUGAGAGAUUGGAAAAUGAUGAAAUAAGAAGGGCAGGAUGGUACAGGCAUGUGUUGAGGAUGGAUGACGAGGAGAGAGUGAAGAGGGCUUGGGAGGAACCUGUUAGAGGAAGAAGAUCGAGAGGGAGACAGAGAAUUAGAUGGCAAGAUAGAGUGAAGGAACAUAUGGAGAGAAGAGGUUUGGUACAAGAUGAUGCUUUUGAUAGAAGGCAGUGGAGAAGGCGCAUCAGGCAACCGACCCCAUAA
Molecule: messenger RNA, 363 nt
Organism: Macrobrachium nipponense
Lineage: Eukaryota; Metazoa; Arthropoda; Malacostraca; Decapoda; Palaemonidae
Exons: 1
Coding region: 1-363 (120 amino acids)
Source: RefSeq, a predicted model, not a curated record